AUGUCCUACGAUGGAAGACGAUACGACGACGAGGGCUCAGAAUCGAGCUAUGGCAGGCACUAUGCCUCGCCCUCCACCGCGGCGCCGACCCAACUCAUGAGUCCCACGCAAGCUCCCUCUGUUACGCGUUAUUCUGCGUCUCUCAGCGGCGACUCAAAUUCAAUUAUUCGCUCUGUAGACGAUAACGACUCGGUUGCCAGCAUGGACGUAGAUCGUACGCCGACCAAGAACAGUACCAACACUAUGGUAACUCGUAUAGACAUAGAGAUGAAGAUGUGUGGAGAGGAGCACGACGUAGAGAGCAUGCUCCUCUCUGACCGAGAUCAUGACCAGUACGACGACGAGGGAAUGGGUUCCGAGCAGCGAUACUCGGAACAAUAUGGGAGCGAAGACAUGGAGUCGGAAGAUGGCUAUGGGAUCGUCAACCAGCCUGAAUGGUCCCACGUCUUGACCGUCGACGAAAUUUUGAACAGACGGCAGCGCCUCUCCACCGUCAUUGAAGGCUCCAGUAUUGGUAGCCGUUCCCGAGCUGCCUCUUCGGGCCAACUCUCACCCGGAGUACGCUCGGAAGAUGUUCCUCCUGUCCCUCCAAUCCCCUCCAUCUAUCACCAACGCGCCGCAACAAUGACAGACGACCACUCGCCCGCCCCCAGUGUGCGCUCGUUCCAUUCUCGAGCCAGCACAGAUCCUGGUAUUCCUGUUGCUUCAGCAUCUUCUGCAAAAUCGACUGCCUCGUCGGUGCGCCAGCGCAUCGCAGCGUUCGAAGAGCGAUCAGCGAGCCCAGCACUAGCUCACGGCGUACGACCGGGCUCUCCUGGUGGAACUCAUGGCCUCGGGUUAGGCCUCGGUCUUCGCACAUCCGCUCCCAAUACGCUCUUUUCCCAAAAUGUUGGGAGUAUGCUCUCCACCCCCUUUUCACCUGCUCAAUCUAUGCCAUCUACGUCUCCUCAGAAUGCUCAAGCUCCACCUACAUUUCCACGACCAAGCAGCUAUCAUUCUUCUCAAGGUUCCGUUUCAGGUCCCAGGGAUCGAUCGGCUAGUCCGGUCAAGGCGCCAUCCAUCAAGUCUUAUGCAUCUUCAGAGGCUCCAUCGUUCAAUUUGCCAUCCUAUGCAUCCUCACCCAACAUUUUACCACAACAGACUGCAUCAUCGGACAAUGUCGGCAUUCGUGCAACAUCGGCUCUUAUUCAAUCCGUCUCAGAGGACUUGCUGCGCACACAUCAACAGCACGAGGCAGAGGCGUCGACUUAUCAACCACAAACAGGCUAUGUUCAGCGGAUUCUCCAGUCGUAUGGUCCCACUGAGCAAGGAAGUGGGCUCUUUGAUGUGAGAAGGCGUCAGAGCCACCGUCGAGCUAGUGCUGGGCACGAGAAGACUUCUUCUAAUGGCCACGAGACGGAUUUACGCGGCUCUGGUUCUGGUUCUGGAGAUGGAAACAGGUCUGCGCCAUCUCAAGGUAGCCGUGGUCCACGCAGUGAAGCCAGUGGAGAUGGAUCUUUCCAAGUGGACAAAAGUGAACAAGGACCGAUGAGUCCAACUAUCGAAGAGCCCCUUCGCGUUGGCACGCUCUGGUACCUCCACGUUCAUACAGGUGAUGAACACUUCCGAUGGAUCAAGUGCAAGGCUGUUCUCUUCAAAUCGCAACUUCAACUCACAUGGGUAGAGGCCGGAGGCGGCAAGGCGAUUAUUGGACUCGACUUGCUCAACUGUCACGAAGUUCGUUCGGUACCAUCUCCGUCGCAUGCGUCGGCAUGGGACGACAUUGGCAACGUCGCCGCCCGUGCGCAGGCUCUGGAAGAAGGCCCCGAUUCCCGUAUCGACGAGAUUUGCCCCUUCCAGAUGCUAUACGAAGAUGGAGUUGAGCGUCUAGGUGCUGGUAGUCCGAGAGAGCGCGUACGAUGGGUUGCUGCUAUAUGGGAUGCCUUGAAUCGUGCUUCGAUUGUACCCAGCCGAUCGAGCUCUCCUGCGCCUUCUCUCGCCACGAUACCCUCUCAGAGAAGCUCACAGAGGAGCAGUGGAAGCAGCAGCCGCCAUGGUUCUGCCUCGACUGUCUUCAUCCCGGCUGAUGAGGAUAUACCGGACAUUGGAAGCACAAUCUCGUCUCUGACCAGAAGCUCGUUCCGCUCAGGACCGCGUAGUUCGCAGAGCGGCUCGAGUCUCUCUGGCGGUCGACCUCGCUCGAUUGAUGACAAUUCGAUUCGAUCAUAUGGUCGAGACUUGCUUUCACCUUCAGAUGCACGUAUCGAGAUUGCUCCCAGCCGAAGUUCGUCGCUCCGCCGUACAACCUCGAUGACGGAUCUCGACGAGUCUGCCAGCGCUGCCACCCCCUCGGAAAUCUCGGAUCGCCCUGAGUCUCAGAGUGUCUUUUCGCCAUAUCGAGCACCGUCUACCGUCGAAAGCCAUGGAGUCCCUCACACCAUCGCAUCGACCUCCUCGGGCUCGACGAGGUCAGUCUCUCCAAGUCGACCACUGCCCGGUGUUCCUCCUCUGUCUUCGAUUCCUAGCAUGCCUUCGUUGCGAUCGGAGAGUACGACGAGCUCGGGAAGUCGAUUCAAGACGGCAGGGAGUAUCACGGCCUCUGCCAUCAGCAAGUUUGAGACGGCCUCAUCUGCCAGUGGCACGGGACGAUUCGACAGCGCGGCCAGUACUAUGCAGGCACCUACUCGAUCCACGGGCACGGCUGUUCCAGUUGGCGGACGUCCUCGCUCUGCGACCAGUCCAGCUCCGGCUAUUCCUCGCCCUUCGUCCGCUCACGGCUCUGUGACCUCGAGUACAUCGUUCCUCACGGCACCUUCGAAGACGGGCUCUAAGACACCCGUGCCUAGCGAUAAUGGCAAGUACCUCAGUCCAGCCGACUCUGGACCUGUCCGCCGUGCUCGGAAAGGCAAGGCUAGCUCGGUGUACUCGUUGUCGAGUAUCAAUGAGCAAGAGAGACAUCGUCUUGCUGCCGAGGACUCGUCCACGGUCGACGAGUAUGGUUCAAUCUUGGAGUCGCCUGCUCCGAGCGUGUCGAGCAUCGGAACGCCAAAGUCGCCGCCAGCUGCUGGGUUGCCUCGUUUGCAGCUCCGUGGCCCCGACUCUGCCAGCCUGCUUGGUGAUAGUCACAUUGGUGGAACCUGGACCUCUGGAUCGAGUUCUUCGGGGUCUGGUACAGGAAGUGCUAGGUCAUAUGCGACGCCCCGCACGCCCUCAAGGCUCACCAAAAUUGUGGAGAUGCCGACAGGCUCUAGUGCGACUUCGCUCGUUCGUGCUCUCCCAGGCGUACGUCCGCGAUCUGCUCGAUUCCUCACACCGAAACCGUCGAGCACUUCACCGUCGUACGUAACGGCAGACGAAAAGGAGAAUCAACCCGAAGAGUCUUCGUCCGAGUCGUGGGUCACUGCUUCUGAAAAGGCAUCACCGAGCAAGCGCACAUCCUCGACGUCGGUACCCCUUACCGUCACGCAAGAUGCGACGCUCGAUGGAGAUGACAGAAGUGAGACUGUGCCCAGUGAAGUGAUGUCGCUUCAGACGAAUGGUAGUGAUGGCGACGAUCCGUUUGGUCGUGGCGCGAGGCUCUCCAGAGCCGAUUCGUAUUUCACCAGCACGAGCGCCGGUCUGAAUCGUACGCGUUCUAUUGGCGGUGACUCGACAUACAGCACCAUUGCGUAUGAUAUCUGCAUCGGUUCGGAUGUGUCUGACAUUACGCCCUUGACGGUGACGAGCGCAGAAACGAUUAGGAGCAGCGAGAAGAGUCCAACGCCCCAACCUUCACCGUUGACUGCUUCGCCAUAUGUCAGUGCUCCGGAGCCGCAGACGCCCGUCAGCAGCAUUGGUUCUAUCCCCACGAUGCUCUCCGAUUCGAUUUACGCCACGGCUGAUCGACCAGACACGUCUAGCGAGUACUCGACCGCCAAUCGCUGGUCGAGCUCGGAGUACAGCACGGUUCCACUCGCUUCGUCUCGUCACUCACCGCUACCCACCGUUUCGCCGACGCCAUCUGCAUCCAUCCCGCCGCUUCCGAGCAGCGUACAUCAGUCGCCGACGCCCAUCUCUUCGCGACCCAUUUCUGUACCUCCUCAAGCAACGCCUAGUCGUCAUUCGCCAACCCCAGUUUCAUCGCGCCCAAUGUCAGUCGUGCACCAGAUCACUCCGAGCCAUCAUACUCCCACUCCAAUGUCGUCGCGCCCGGUCUCUGUCGCUGCGAUGCAGAGCCCAAGCCAGCAUACGCCUUCACCUGUAUCGUCGCGUCCAAUCUCAGUGGCCGCAAUGCAAAGUCCGAGUCAGCAUACGCCCUCACCAGCGUCGUCGCGCCCGAUAUCCGUCGCCGUCAUGCAGGAUCCAAGUCAUCAUUCUCAGUCGCCAACAUCAUCACGACCAAUCUCCAUCGUCCAGCAGCCUUCGCCAAGCGUCCAGCCGUCCCCGAAUGUCUUCUCCAAGUCACCAUCACUGUCAGUUCACGGAACUCCAACGCCAUCGGUCAUCCCCAGCAUACCAGAUGGCGAGAGCGAAAUUUCAUCAGAAGAGUUGUCGUCAGAAAGCAGCGUGACGCCUACUCAAUCACGUACUAUGUCCCUUGCGAGUCGUUCGAUGCUCUCCACACCAGUAUCUACCCCACGACGAGCCUCUUCUCCUCGCUCGGUAACCAGCAAGACAUCGUCGGUCCCAAAGUCGACUACGGUUUCCUCAGUAUCAACACUCAGCUCGACCACUGUUUCGAGUGUGACUGCCUCGCCAUUGCCCACCCCAAUGUCAACUUCGUCACGAUCACUCAGUAGCGUGACGAGCUCGGCACGGACUCCUGCGUCUUUCUUGAUGCCACCAGCUCCAGCUCCUAGCUCGACCCGAAGCACCAAGUCCCGGCCCGUCUCUGAGCUUUCAUGGGCGCCGAGCUCUGCAGACUCGAUGGACUCGAGUCAAUUCGCGUAUACGCCCUCGGCCAUGUCGAGCGCCUUACCACACGAGGACGACGGUAGCUCGAUUUUGCGACCGUCCGUCAAUUCGCUUAGCGAUUUGGGUCAGUAUGAGAUUGUGUUAGUGGACUCCAGCGAGGGUACAUCUACUACGACACCGACGAGCAAGACGAGGAGUAUCACCAUACAGUCGACGCCAUCGAAAAUGAGCACUAUGCUCACUCCCUCUUCUCUUGCGCGCUCGAGCUCCAUUGCGUCUGUCUCUUCGCUGCGGUCGAGUAUCUUCCUCCCUUCGCGAUCGUCAUCGAUUCGAAGUGUAGCGCCAACGCCAUCGGAGGUGAGCGAUGCUGCGACUCCCCGAAGCCCGACAGUCAGUGUUACGAUGACCCCGGCUCAAAGCUUCCAUCCGUCGUUCCGAGACGAUCUUUCGACCAUUCCAUCUGAGGAUGAGGAGCUUGCGGCUGCUGCCUCGGCGCCCAUGGAGAUUAUCACUCACGACGUCAACCGUCUUUUAGAGUAUCUGGACGGCGUGGAUAGGCAGCGCAUAGCGGAACACGACGAUGUCAAAGACCAACUUGACCGUGUUGAAGAUGAGCUGAAGAAGCUCGCAGACUUUGUCAAGCAAGAGGCGGAAAAGCCACCGCGCGUCAUCUUUGCACCAAAGAGUCCCGAGCCCGUGGAAUCAACGGAAGACGUGAUCGUUCACUCGGCACCGAAACCAGCAGUCGUCCUUCUCGAUUUGCCCGAGUCGCCGCUCCGUUUGAGCUCUGGUAGCGUGACAGAGUCGGUUGCAUGGCUCUCCAGUCCGUCAACCAUGUCCACGAUCCUUCCAGUGUCUUUCAAAGACUCGUCGCAUGCACCAUCUUUGAGACAAGCUGCGUCCUCUAUCGCUCCUUCGACAGUGACACGAUCCUCGUUGCACCCAGGUUCGCAUCUAGACGCAGCAUCGGGCCUUCACUCCCUCCCAGCCCCGUCUACUCCUGGUCAAGGAUCCGCUAUCGACCAUCUCUCAGCUAUACACUCUUUGCCAGCUCCUUCAACGCCAGGCAGAGCGUCUGUACUUGACAAUGUUUCUGCAGUGCACUCCCUCCCUGUCCCUUCCACUCCUGGUCGGGCGUCUGUACUCGACGAUGCAUCCGCAGUCCACUCUCUCCCUGUGCCUUCUACACCUGGUCAAGCGUCUGUACUCGACGAUGCAUCUGAAGUGCACUCUCUUCCCGCACCUUCCACCCCCGGUCGGGCAUCUGCACUUGACGAAGUAUCUGGCAUUCACUCUCUGCCGCCACCUUCUACUCCUGGGGUCAUCUCCCACCAGGAUAUAGAGUCGGAGGCCCACUCGCUUCCACCGCCGUCGUCUCCUGGGUCGUCGUCCUCUAAGAGCUCUGUCUCCGAAGCACCAUCUUCUCUUACCAAGACAGAAUCUCUUGCGCCAUCUGACUCGAUCUCGCAGCGCUCUCUGUCGAUUCGAGCGACCGAGUCUGAGCCGCUCUCUCCAGUUCCAUCAGAGGCGUCAACGAUCCGCGAUGUGAUGUCGGUUUCCCAGUCCGAUGCAGGCACGCCGAGAUCGAUGAGCCUUUUGAACGUUCCUCCUCCAUCAGAGGGCUCGAGUCCAAGUGUGGCAUCCGCAUCUUCCGCGCACACGCCGCUCACUACUCCUCCGAGGACUCGCGGCAAUACUCCAGACAUUGAUAUUGUGUCUGCUUCGGGACGAGGUUCACCUGCGCGUUCCGAUAUCACCCUUCGACAGGGUGUAUCAAAUGCCCAGCUCCGGGACAUGCUCAACGAUCUGCGUAGGCAGACCGAUAAGCUCAUGGAUCAGCAAAAUCGUGCAAAUGAGGCCAUCGAGGAGCUCCAAAACCGACCCAUCCAGCUUCCACCUCUUCCUCCCGUUCAACCUACUCCAAGGCGAUCUCCGUAUGCCGACUUGUUGUCACAGAUAGCGGAUACGUUGAAGAGCAUUGUUGAAGCUGGAACCCGCGAGGUGCCGCCAGAGAGCGAAGACGAAGUGUCUGUUUCCGGAACAGAAGACACUGGUGCGACGACAGACAUGGCGAACCUUCAGAACAGGCUACGAGACGUUCUUGGUAUGCCUCUGCCACCCCGCAAUGUUAUCCCUUCGUCUAUGGGUGCUCCCACUGCAACCCGAGCAGCACCAAUCGUCACUAUGCAUGAUGACGCCGCGUCGGAAGCAUCCACCGCGCCAUCUGCGACUCUGUUCGCACAGCACAUUGCCGACUUUCCUCGUAUUCGCCGUCCAGUUCCACGCCGCGGUCGGCUUGCACGCAGCCCGAGCCCAAGCAUCAGGCAUGUCGAUCGGCCUGGAACCGCCCCACCUCCUCCUCAACCCAUCUGGGGACGCCCACGUAGUAUGUACCGGACGCCUUCACCCCGCAGACAGCGGCCUAGGGAAGUUGAGGAGCCCAUGACGAUGCAGGAUGUGCGAGAAGAUGAAACACCAUCCCAACGACCUCUGUCGCUCGUAGUUCAGGAUGCAGGCCCAGAUCUUGACAUGCUCAAGCUUGUGCAAGAACGACGUCGUCAACGUAGAGGCGGAGACGGAAUAUUUGACCCUAUGGGUGAUCAAGUCGUUGAGCCCGUGUUGGAGAGUCCUCCACGCCCUGAUAGUGCUCCGAUCGACUUUAUUAUGCCAGAGGAGCCAAUCACACGCGCAUGGUACAACAAGCGACCAGGAAGAGAAGGCCAUGAAAUGACCAUGGCGGAUCCAAUGCGUGAAGCGUCCCCUGAACCCGAGCCAUCUCCACCUAGUACUCCAGUUGCAUCUCGUCAGCAAGCUCGACGCCCCUCCAUUCCUCUCGGCGAAUUGCCUUCCACAGCGUCCUAUGCGGAGAUGUUGGCCUUGCUCAGGCAAAAUGAAUUAAUGCAACGUCACCAAAACGAGCAACAAAACGAGCUUGUGCGCUAUCUUCACGACCUCAAUGGCUGGUUAGCACGCGACGUGAACAAUCGACAAUUGGAAUUACAAGGUGUGGAAGAUCGUAUUACUCAUCUCCAGAACGCACUUGGAGCGCGCCCAUACUACCAUCCAGGUCCUGAGCAGUUUGUUCCCCCGCAGGAACCUGUUGUGCCCAUGUAUCCACCGCGCAGCGCCGUUCCUCACAUGCCUGUUCAUGGAUUUGGGUCACCGACGCGAGAGAUGCUGCCACGCUUGGGAUAUAUUCCACCUCCUACCGCGUCUGCAUAUCCACAGUACAUGCCAGGACCUUAUCCUCGCCCAACGAGAAUCGGAUCCCCUGGCUCUCCCCCUCCUAUCAUCCCUACACGUCCGGUAUCACGGCCAAGGGGUCCCAUCAUCGAAGUUCGUGGUGCUCCUGCCUCGACUUAUCAAGCUCCGUCGCGACGACCCGGCACACGCAGUCCAAGCCCAGAGCAUACGAUGCAGCCUCCAGUCACUGUCGCUGUGGCAGACCCUGAAAAUGCGCCGCACCGCCCGCCAGGAGCACCCUCCCGCCGUAGCCACAGUCCCAGAGUCGUUGUGGCACCUUCUGCGCCAUCACGCCAUGAUUCACAACCGAUUAUCAUUGAGGGAGGAGGGUCCAGACAGGAGUCUCAACCUAUUAUCAUUCCAGAGCGUCCGGAGUCUACCCGUCCGAUCAUUGUUGGAGAACAUGGGAGCACACGUAGCCGUGGCUUCCUCGGUCGUCUAUUUGGUGGUGGCCGCCAAACCCCGCAGGUCAUUAUGACGGGCAGCAGACGAUCGAGAUCUCCAGAGCGCGUACUGGCAAAGGAUCCUCCCAUGUCGCAACCAAUCAUUGUGACGGAUACUGGACGCCGUUCUCGCUCCCGUUCACCGAGACGCCACUAUAACGUCGCUCUCGUUCUCGAUCUUACUCUCCUCGCAAGAGAUCCAGAUCACCGAUUAGGAUCGUCCAAGAUAGGUCGUCUCGCUCACCGAGACGCAGACUGGAGAGCCGUCGCCACUACUCCAGAUCUCCUCGUCGCUACUCCCGGUCACCAUCUCGACGUCACUAUCGAUCUCCGACCCGACGCCGCUCUCAAUCUCCGGGCGGACGCUAUUCCCGAUCACCACCUCGCCGUCACCGAGGCUCGUAUGGAGAUCGUGAAGAUCGUGACUAUGGACGACGGUCUCGCUCGCAUUCACCAAGACGAAUCAGCCGUUCACCUACCAGAAGGAGCAGGUCCCUUACGAGACGCAGCCUCUCUCCGAGUCGUGGCGGUAGAUCUCACUAUACGCGAUCAGAAGCACCUGUCAUGGACUUUGACCCCCAGCAUCGUGGAGGUCGCUCCCGCCGUGACUACAGCCCGACUCAAUACAACCCAGGAACGAGUCGAAGGGAGCAGCCCCGCUCAAGGAGAUCCCCUGAUCGUGAUAGCCGGUCACCGAGCUAUCGUCGUCGCGAGCAUGGUGGAAGAUCCCGCCCAGAGUAUGAAGACUAUGAUCCUCGGGACAGACCAGACUCACGUCGCCUCACUCGGCUGCCUUCUCCGAGCCAUACAAGGUUCACUCGUCUCUCAGGUGCUGGUUCCCGAAGUCGCUCGCCCUUAUCCCCUACAGCGUCGCAGUCCACCGGUCACCGUUUUUGUGCCAGGAGAUGAGGCUCAGACACCCAUAAUUCAAGUGCCGACGAGAAGAGGGGAGCCGCUAUCUACGAUUCAUGAAGGGAGCCAGAGGACUACGAGUCCCAGUGUCAUUCAAGUUCCUGCUUCCCGAGCCCAUACUCCAGCUCAUACGACUCUACGUGUCGCUUCGCCUGGCGCCCAAUCAGUUAGCCCGUCCAUCAUUCAGCUCCCAACCGGAGAAUAUGCCCGUCGUGCCACGCCACAAAUGUUGCGUGUUACUACACCACGAGCGGAGACUCCAGCAGCAGCGACCAUUAUACGUGUUCCCAGUGCAACGCCCUCUACUCGUCCUCAGCUUCUUCGUAUCGGAACGCCCAAGCCAGCAGAACCCGCGUUUGUGGCGGAACCCAGGCCACGCACGCCACCGCCACCGCCGGCUCAAACGACCUAUAUCCAACUCCCCGGUCAACCUCUUCCUCCUCAACGAACACAUACUGUUCGCGUCGGUGCCGCCACCCCAGUUUUGCAAUCGCCUCCUGCCCCACCAUCAGUAGAGCCCCAGUUACCAGCGCCUGCUAUUAUCCAAUUGCCGGGUCAAGUGCAAGAGCCACAGAGAUCGAGGACUAUUCGCGUUGGUACUCCUGCUAGAGCAGAAUUUGGGUAUCCAAUUCCAACCUCACCUGGAGCACCUUCAGUCAUCCAGGUCGCAGGAGCUCCUGGAUCACCUACACAUCGAACUGUUCGCGUUGCAUCUCCGUCAUCGCCGACAUUCCCCGAGCCAACGAUCAUAAGGCUUCCUGAUGGUCAGGAGCGUCCAUUGACACGAACACAAAUGCUGCGCGUCGGGUCGCCUUCAGCAGCACCACCAGUUUCCCCAUCCAUCAUACAGCUACCAGGAGGUGCUCACGAGCCUCGGCCACCAACACGAGGUCAGACUGUUCGAGUCGGCACACCAAUGGCGGCGCCGAUUAGUCCCACGGUCAUUCAGCUUCCGUCUGGUCAAGAGCCACCGCGUCCGCCAACAAGAGGUCAAACAGUGCGUGUAGGUGGUUCGACGCCGGCACCUGCUCCUGUAGGCCCUUCGAUCAUCACGCUUCCGUCUGGUCAAGAGCCACCACGUCCACCUACAAGAAGUCAAACUGUUCGCGUAGGUGCGGCGAUGCCUGCACCGGCACCGGCACCUGUAGGCCCCUCAAUCAUUAGGCUUCCAUCUGCUCAGGAUCAAGUUCGAUCGCCUACUCGUGCCCAGACGGUACGAGUUGCUCCUGGUGCUACUCCUGCUCCCAUUGCUGCUCCACCUCCCUCUGUGAUCAAGCUUCCUGGUGGUCAAGAGGAUGGGCUUCCAAGACCGCCAACAAGAUCACAAACAGUGCGUGUCGGUGCACCCAUCGUUCCUCCUGCGUCUCCUUCGAUCAUCCAGCUGCCCCCUGGCACUCAUGAUUUUGGAAUUCCACGUCCGCCAACAAGGUCUCAGACCGUUCGCGUCGCUUCACCUACGCCUGCGCCAAUUGCGCCAUCUGUCAUCCAAUUGGCAGGUGGUCGCGAUGUACCAGAGAGAGCUCCUACUUCGCAGCUCGUAAGAGUUGCCGGUGGUGUAGUCCCUCAACCUCCCGUUAUUCCUCUCAGUCCACCUCCACCAACAGAGCAGAUCAUUCGCAUUCCUGGAACUCCGUCGGUACCCCAGCCACCCGUCACGGUGAGAGUAGGCGGUCAACAGCUUCGCCGAACCCCCACACCUCCUCCACUCCCACCACCGACAAUGAUUCAACUGCCCGGCGACGCCACAAGAACAGUCAAGUCACCGAUGGUUCGUGUAGCUGCAUCAUCUGCACCAACUCCUGUUCCACAGCCGCCCUCCCACAUCAUUCAGCUUCCAAGCUCUCCAACUCCCGGUUCGACUGCUCCCGCUUUCGUCCGGGUACCCGAGGGUGUCAUGGGAGGGUUGACGGCAGUCCCCGGCGCUCCAGGAACGCCUGGUGUGGUUAGAGUAGAGCGCCGCGAAAGGACACCCACCGUCAUCCAAGUCGGAUCGCCAGGACCAGCGAGCAGACUCGUACGUGCCACUGCCUCUCCUACACCAGUGGUCCCCGGCUUUGUUCGACGUGGAGCUGCUGCCACCCCUGGUCUGCCACCAGUCCAUGAGGUUGUUCGGGUCGAGUCUUAUACUCCUGUUCCUGGUGCAUCGCGAACGUCUCUCGAUCGACCUCCAUCUGAAGGUGUCUACCCGGAUCGUCAUUCACUCUCGCUUGUCUCGGUUGGUCACCCAAGCAUUGUGUCACCCGUUCCGUCAAUGUCUCGUCUCCAGAGAGGGCUUUCCAUCGCCGACACUCUUGAUAACAUGGUCCGCGAGGAAGAUGAGGAAGCACAACGUCGUCAGCGUCGUCGAGGUGCAGGCGGCAUUCCCGUAGAGACAUUCGACAUGUUCGAGGAUCGUGAACAGCAGCGUCAACGCCAGUUUGAACAGUUCAUCGAGGAGCAGCGGGCUGAAAAUGCUCGCCUUCGUGAAACGCUGGCAGAGAUGAUUCCCAAGAGUGCUACUCGUGAAGGCGGGUUCAUUAUUGAGGACGCUGCUGCUGCUGGACUCGAGAAGGGCUCCCGCGGAAGCGUGUCAGAUAUCAGCCUUCGCGAUAGCGAGCUCCGUCGUGAUUUGGACAAUGAGCGGGCGCGUGUGCGUGAACUCGAGGCUGAGUUGGCCAAGAUGCGGGAGCAAUUGGAGGAAGAGCGGGCUCGCAAAGAAAGCAACGUUCAAGACAAGUGCGCCGAAAUGCACGACGCCGUCAAUGCUCAUCAUGACGAGAUUCGUGUUCACCUUGGCGAGCUUACCAACCGCAUGGCUGAGUGCAAGGAGGACAAUGCGCGCAGGGAUGCAGCCGACGAGGAGCGCCGCCGCGAGAAGGAGCAACGCCGUGCCGAUAAGGAAGCCCAGCAGAUGCAACUACAAGACAUGCUCGCAAAAAUGAUGGCAGACCAGGCCGAGGAUCGUCGAAUCGCUGAGGAGGAGCGACGUCGUGCAGCCGAACGCCCAGGACUUGAAGAGGUUAUUGCUCAACUGCGCCAACAAAACGAAGAGCAGCAACGUCUGUUGGUCACCCUCAUGGAUGAGUACCGCAAUACCGCUACUCAGCAAAACGCCGACACGAUUGAAGCUGUCCGCGCCGCUGUAGCUACCCAUGUUCCGAUGGAUAUCCAGGGUCACUUGAACGACUUCAGCAAAUCCCUUGCUGAAGAAGUCCGCCUCUUGCUUCGUGAGGUUGGCAAGUUGCGCGAGGAGAAGCGCAACAUACAGUAUGAGAUUGGUUGUAUGCUUUGCUUGAAGAGCAAGUAUGGACCAGGUGGCGAAUUUGAUCCCGAAUGGCGUCCUUCGACUGGCCCUUAUGCGAACGGACCUCCUAUGCCUGACGCGCCUGCUGGUGAACCGGCUGCUCCUCCAGAACCUGAUCGACCUACGACAGCACCUCCUGCCUGGCGAACAAUCCAGCAAAAGCGAAAGCCCGGUCGAAAGCGUGAACAAGCCGCUGCACCACCCCCGCCCGCACCGAUGCCCGUCCCAACUGUCCCGUCUGUUCCUGCCCCGCCCCCAAUGACCGUUCCGAUUUCUCACAUCCCCCCGUCUGCUAUGGCACCACCUUCAGCGAUGCCUCCGCCGUCGGCGAUGCCGGCUCCGUCUAUGAUGGACCACGCAUCCCGUCAGCAGUCGUGGUACGCUUGGCAACCCGAUCCUCGUUAUGUUCCUUCGUCUCCUUCAAGUGCACCAAUGUAUGAAGUUCCAGACUCUCGACCGCUCGGCUUCUUUGGCCCACGGUCCCCGCGUGAUUCUGCGAUAUGA
Molecule: messenger RNA, 13257 nt
Organism: Serendipita indica DSM 11827
Lineage: Eukaryota; Fungi; Basidiomycota; Agaricomycetes; Sebacinales; Serendipitaceae
Source: the annotation of a GenBank genome assembly